AUGUCGGCGUCAGUUGUGUCUGUGAUUUCGCGCUUCUUAGAAGAGUACUUGAGCUCCACUCCGCAGCGUCUGAAGUUGCUGGACGCGUACCUCCUGUAUAUAUUGCUGACCGGAGCGCUGCAGUUCGGUUACUGUCUCCUGGUGGGGACUUUCCCCUUCAACUCUUUCCUCUCGGGUUUCAUCUCUUGUGUGGGAAGCUUCAUCCUGGCGGUUUGUCUGAGAAUACAGAUCAACCCACAGAACAAAGCGGAUUUCCAAGGCAUCUCCCCGGAGCGAGCCUUUGCUGAUUUUCUCUUUGCCAGCACCAUCUUGCACCUUGUUGUGAUGAACUUCGUUGGCUAA
Molecule: messenger RNA, 342 nt
Organism: Orycteropus afer afer
Lineage: Eukaryota; Metazoa; Chordata; Mammalia; Tubulidentata; Orycteropodidae
Gene: DAD1
Product: defender against cell death 1
Exons: 2
Coding region: 1-342 (113 amino acids)
Biological process (GO): protein N-linked glycosylation
Cellular component (GO): oligosaccharyltransferase complex; membrane
Source: RefSeq, a predicted model, not a curated record